Molecule: messenger RNA, 1665 nt
Organism: Glycine soja
Lineage: Eukaryota; Viridiplantae; Streptophyta; Magnoliopsida; Fabales; Fabaceae
Product: phosphatidylinositol 4-phosphate 5-kinase 4-like
Exons: 3
Coding region: 174-1478 (434 amino acids)
Source: RefSeq, a predicted model, not a curated record
CGGCGAAUGAUGAAUCUAAGUUCUUCCCAUCUGAAUGCCCCCAUAAAUACACCAAACCCAGCACCCACUCCACGCUCCCAACAACUCACUUCGUGCAAUGUGGUGACAGUUGAAUGGUUCCCGUAGAUGUCGCCGGCGCUGACCGGAAUACUUGAUCUGAUUCACUCUCUGAAAUGGAGCAUCAGAAGAGCGGGAGCAAGCUAACCAGAACCCACUCCUCCCUUCUCCGUUCCUCCGUUCACAGCCUCUCUUCCAUCAUCACCCAGCACGAACACGAACACGAACACGAACAACAACUCCUCCUCGAUGUUGACGACCACGAUGACAAGAAUAAGAAGCCCAAGAAACCCCACGUUCAGGCCCAAGCCCAAUCCCAGGCCCAGGCCCAGGCCCAUAGGUCAUCCGCAUAUUCCGCCAUGGCGGUCUUCUUCCUCGGCGCCUGCUCGCUUUUGUUCUACUUCUUCUACCUGGAGGUGUCCUUCUCGGAGAAUUUCCUACUGGCGCUGAUUUUCGUGGCCGUGGCGCUCUACUUCGUCUCCAAAAACAAGGGCCUCAUCCUCAGAUCGUUCUCUCUGGCGAAGCUUUCGUGGGAGGAGAAUGUGAAGCGGCUGGGGUUUUCCAAGGCGGCGGCGGCGGCGAGGCCGGUGCAGUGGUUCAUAGGAGAGCCCGCCGCAACAACAACGAGGAAGAAGGCGGCGGCGGCGGCGAAGAUAGUGAGGGAAGGUGUGGAGUUUUACAGCAAUGGUGAUUUCUACGAGGGGGAGUUUCACAAAGGAAGAAGCAACGGGAGUGGGGUCUACCAUUACUUGGUGAAUGGGAGGUACGAAGGGGAUUGGGUUGAUGGAAGGUACGAUGGAUACGGAAUUGAGAGCUGGGCGAGAGGGAGUCGUUAUAGGGGUCAGUAUAGGCAAGGGUUGAGGCAUGGUUAUGGGGUUUAUAGGUUCUACACUGGGGACUCUUAUUCUGGAGAGUGGUGUAACGGUCAGAGCCAUGGUGUGGGUCUUCAAACUUGCUCCGAUGCUAGCUGUUAUAUUGGUCAGUUUAAGUAUGGCGUCAAGCACGGUGUUGGCUGUUACCAUUUUAGAAAUGGGGAUAGAUAUGCUGGAGAGUAUUUUGGGGACAAGAUACAUGGAUUUGGGGUCUACCACUUUGCCAACGGCCACUGUUAUGAGGGAGCAUGGCACGAGGGUAGUAGGCAAGGUAUUGGCUCGUACACUUUUCGAAAUGGUGACAGAAGAAGUGGUGGAUGGGAUGCUGGCAACCUCAAGCAAUCUCUACCACCACUAUCUGAUGUUGUUCUUCGAGCAGUUCAGGCUGCUAGGAAAACAGCAGAGAAUGCUAUAAACCUUAAACGAGUGGAUGACCAGGUUAACAAAGCAGUAAUAGCUGCGAGCAAGGCUGCCACUGCUGCUAGAGUUGCUGCUGUGAAAGCUGUUCAGAACAGGAUGGAUGGAAAAUUUUGCGACACUGAUGUCUAAGAAUUAGAUGUUAGCUUUUGUUUGGAAUUGUAAUUGUAAAUUUUUUUUUUACUAAUAUUGAGUCCUUGGAAGAUGUCACCCCGGUGAGCAAAAGCUUAUUGGAGGUUGAAAAGAGAGUUAUGCUUGUUUCACCACGCUGUAAUCUGUACAUAAAUCAUGUAUAUCAAUGAAAGAUGAAUUUGCUCAA